AUGUUGACUAAAUCAGGAGGAGUGGAGGCCAAGUUGGAGGCUCUCCAGAGCAAGUUGGAAGCCAUGCAUGCAGACAUCAAAAAAAUUGUUCCCCAUAGUGUUUCGUUCCUCAACGAAGACAACUCUGUCACUCGUUCCACGCCUGUUCAAUCGUUCACAAAUGGUACUGCGGUUAUGGAAAUGCCAACGAUACCCAUCGGGCGUGGAUCGCGCUUAAAUGCAGCAAGCCCUGCCGCUGAAGCAUCCCCAAACACCACUCCGUCUUCUUUUUUUCUUCCAGUUAUAUCAGGGGGAGGAUCACCGAAACGCGUUGGUUUUCAAGAAAAAGGGCAUGGGGCGGAGACAACAAAUUCAUUAAAUACUCGUCGCAAGGCGGAAGCAGCAAGGCAGAAGUUGCAAGAGUUUGUAAAGCCAAUGAUAUUGUCUCCAGGUGAAGAAAAUGUUGCGGAGCUGCGCAGUGCCCCUUGCGCGUGGUUGUUGAGCAUUGCGCUUGCAUGCAGUUACGUUUCUGGUGAAAGUAUCACCAUUGAAGACAUCCUUCGACAAAACCGUCUUGGGCUUCACUACGUUUCUUUUCCCUCCGUGACCCUUGCCGAGCUUUUUGAUGUCACAAAUGAGUUUCUGACAGACCACCCCAAGCUACGGGAGAUGAGGGUACAUUGUGAGGUGGCAACAUUUGACUCCGAGACGGUGGAGGAGCUGGGGGAAGUGAUGGGCACGGGAGAACGCCUGCCCAUCAUGACACUUUCUCAGUUUCGUAAAGACCUCUCCAACUGCGAUCCUCAUUCCAUCUGCGUUCUUAAUUUUGACCCGUAUCUGAUUGAACAGCACGAAAUACGGAUGCGGCUUAAUUACAUGGAGUUAAAUGAGACAGAUUAUCCGAUGGAGACAAUUGUUCCACGGUGGCCGGCAAAAAAUCAAGGAACGUUUGGUUUGAUUCUCAACUUCAGUCCUGCGUUGCACACUGUUACUGUGGGGACACCGAUCCUAUUGGAAAAUGGCCGUAUUGUGAUUCAAGAACACACGGUCCCUGUACAAGUUCUUUACAAGGCACUUUGCGUCAAGGAUAAUUACUGUAAUCGUUCUCGUGGAUUUGUGCGUGUAUUUAUAAGUGAUCAACCUGUUGAAAAGGUACCAUCUAUAUUUCCUCUAAACGUUCUUGACGGCUCGCUUACUGGCGGUUUGCUAACGACUGCACUUGAUACAUCGAUUUCUCCCCAUAUUCUUGGACUGUCAAUCAUGCAUCACCUCGUGACCAACGUUCUCCUUGACGACACAGAGCAACGGCGACAAAAUGCCACUAAUUUUUGUGAUGUGAUGUUACGAGGUAUUCCGGUUACUCUGGUUUGUCAACAACUCGGCCUAGGUAUUGCGACAAUUGUUGGGGGAAGUAACAAGGCUUCCGUCCCUUCUGCCUUUAGCUGGUAUCGCGUCCUCUUGAAGAAACUAAAAAUCGAGGAUGCCAUUGCACUGGGGAUUGUACUUGUAGAACGUCGUGGUGGGGCUGAAGAUGGACCUGUAAACAUUUCGGAUGAUACGUUUAUGAGGCAUAUUGAGCUUGCCGUGGAAAGUGGCAGUGUGAUGCUUAUGGGAUUUGAUGUAAAUGUCGCCCUCAACGUCAAGGUGGACAACCGACCAGAACCAUGUCAUUUUGCCAUUGUUAUUGGCAUGGAUCAGGAGCGUGGAAUAGUGAGGCUGGCUGAUGUGAAUGUGAAAAAAUACCGUAAGACUUGGCAUCUACCGGUAACACGGCUCUAUUCCGCUGUUAUUGGUUACGGCUACAUUGUGGCAGCCAAAUCACGGAAAACCAUUGAAAAACUUAACGCAACGGGGUUUGAACAAUCCAUUCUGAGUGAGGCUCGUUAUGCGCUUCCACCGACGCAGCGAUUAUUGCGGUUUGAAUACCCGAAAAAAAAUUAUGUUGUUACGAUCCUCGCGGAUGCGUUUGCUCGUCUGGGAUUUAAAGCGGAUGUGGAGAGUGUUGUAAAUUUCAGUGGAUUUCAUCUUUCGUUUAUGCUUUCAGAGCACUUGCCUUUAGAGAACGCGGCUACCGUGGCACGCAAUUACUCUCACACGCAUGCAGAGGAUGGUGUAAGUGUUGCUACAAGACACAUGGACAAGGGUGCAACAGGUUCCACCUUACAAGGCCUUCUUCAACAAAUUCGAUUUGCCUUACAAUUUCCAGAGUCACGUUGUCUAAUUGUGAAUUUUCAGACUUCCAUCAUACAUGCCAAUAAGGCGGUGUGGAACGGCAGCAACGGCGGAUCUUAUGCGAUUGUGCUUCACUUUGAUGAAUCCAGUUCUCUUGUGACACUCAGUGAUUCGAAUCAUGAAUCUUUUUACAGAACCUGGGUGUGCCCAUUGGACGUUCUAUUUGAUGCUGUAUCCGCUGUAGAUUCGAUCGCCCUGCGUGCUAGAGGUACUCUUAUGCUUACGACCACAUCACAGCGCGAUAUGUAUCUUGAUUGCUACGGCUAUGAUAUGCGUCAUUCAAUUGUGCAUCAUCCCUUCAAACCGAGCGUGUGGCCUGCGUUUCACUGUCUUGCCCUUGUCGCAUCCGAGAUGAGCCGUGGGGAUUCAACGACGGGUCAGUCUGUACAAUUUUCAGCGGAGGAUUUUCUUUACUCGCUUUCAUCUUUUUCCGUCCACAACGUGCUUAGAAACGAAUUGGAAAGUGAACACAUUGCUGCGCUCGCCAACACGGCCUUUGAACGGCUGGAGAUUCCCCUUGAAGCCAAUGCUGUGGAUGUCACGAUUUCAGGAUCUUUUAUAAAAGCUUGCUGCGACGAGACGGUUAAUGGGAAACCGGUCACAAUGACGCUCCUGGGGUAUGACACACGGCCGAUUCAUCGAGUGGCGGGGUUUUCUGUUGCUGCCAUCAAUCGCGUGCGCGGAACCGAAAAGGAGGGGUUCGUGCAAUUGGUGGAGGGUAAUGGCUGCACCUUUGGAUCUGUCUGGGAGCGUCCAGCGCAAGAACUGCAGUUUGCGGUGACAGCAAUGGUGAGGAUUAGGCGGCGUUGA
Messenger RNA from Trypanosoma cruzi, 3021 nucleotides. RefSeq lists its product as uncharacterized. The transcript has a single exon. Bases 1 to 3021 code for a protein of 1006 amino acids. Lineage: Eukaryota; Euglenozoa; Kinetoplastea; Trypanosomatida; Trypanosomatidae. The record is from RefSeq and is a predicted model, not a curated record.